Molecule: messenger RNA, 830 nt
Organism: Coniophora puteana RWD-64-598 SS2
Lineage: Eukaryota; Fungi; Basidiomycota; Agaricomycetes; Boletales; Coniophoraceae
Product: phospholipase carboxylesterase
Exons: 4
Coding region: 61-750 (229 amino acids)
Biological process (GO): protein depalmitoylation
Cellular component (GO): cytoplasm
Molecular function (GO): palmitoyl-(protein) hydrolase activity; carboxylic ester hydrolase activity
Source: RefSeq, a predicted model, not a curated record
CGCCAACUCUCAAAAAUCCACCAUGGACUACCAGUGUCUGGCACCUCUACAUAGUGCCCCAUGGAUGGAAUCUCUACCGAGGGCACCACAUUGAAGAUUUCUGCAAGUGGUGAACACCGCAGCACCGUCAUCUUCUUGCAUGGUCUUGGACAAUCCAACUCAUCUUGGGCACAGACCUUCUUGAGGGGCUUUGCGCCUCAACUGCCUCAUACUACGUGGUUGCUUCCUCAAGCAUCCUCCAAGCCCGUCAGUCUCAAUAAGGGCCGCAGGCGGCCAUCCUGGUUUGACAUUACCACAUUACCCCCUGCGAACGAUGACUAUGAUGAAGAAGGUGUGACGGACGCCGUAUGUAUACUUGAGGACAUCAUUCUGGGUCAGGUUCACGCAGGAAUUGACUCGAGGAAUGUUGUCUUGGCCGGCUUCAGUCAAGGUGCCGCGACGUGUUUGAUUACUGGACUCUCCAGCUUACACGAACUCGGGGGUAUAGUGAGCCUGUCGGGUUGGAUACCACUUCCUGCACGAGAGCACAUCUUGCUCAUUGAAGGGAACAUGCCAAUUUUGUGGUGUCAUGGCGAACUUGACAUUGAAGUGCCUGUUGCGUAUGGACAUGAUGCGAUGACGUUCCUGCGGGAGGACCUACAAAUACCCGAAGGGCAGCUACAACUCAAGCUUUAUGAGGGCCUGGAGCAUACUAUAAAUGACAAGGAAAUGGGUGAUUUUCUUCGCUGGCUUCGAGAGACUUUGCGCUGAGGGACGCUUCGGACAAGAUGUCGUAAACCACAUUCGCUGUGAGAUUACUAUAUUUGUGGACUAUAUUUUGGAUAUUUACG